Messenger RNA from Cylicocyclus nassatus, 534 nucleotides. NCBI's taxonomy places the organism in Eukaryota, Metazoa, Nematoda, Chromadorea, Rhabditida, Strongylidae. The record is from the annotation of a GenBank genome assembly.
AUGCGACUAUUGCAGAUGGAUGAUGAACAGCUAGAAGCAGCUCGCAGUAAGGAUCAGAUGGCAAAGUUCAGAGACGAAGUCUUAUCAAGUAUAGAUCUGAAGAAUGAUAGUAUCGACCUUGGCACUACUAUAGAAAGGUCUGCUUUGGAAGAUAAAGAUCAGUUACACUUGUUAAAUGUAAUAUUCAUUUGGAUUUUAGGUAUACAAGUGACAAUCCAGGCGGAAUCUAGGACCGCCUCAACAACUGAUUCUGGCUUAGAAGUCGACUUUGAAGCACCAGUUGUGAGUUCUAGAAAAGAAUCAACAACUGUCAGUGGUAAGAAACCCAAGAAAAGGUUAAGGAAAAGAAAGAGGAAGGAAAGGGAGAUGGUGGAUCAUCUACCCCUCGAAUGCUCGUCUUCCACAGUGUUUGAGAAUUCCGAAGAUGAUAUAGUCAAAGAUGUAGAAAACCUAGAGGCAGUACUCACUAAAAGUAAGAGGAGGCAAAGUGUAGAGAAUUCUAGCACCGUUCGUAUUGUGCGCUGUGUCACUUAG